Dioszegia hungarica is the source of this 3927-nucleotide messenger RNA. RefSeq names its product putative RNA helicase. The coding region runs from base 1 to 3927 and encodes 1308 amino acids. The record is from RefSeq and is a predicted model, not a curated record. Gene Ontology annotation, molecular function: RNA binding; ATP binding. Gene Ontology annotation, cellular component: intracellular anatomical structure; spliceosomal complex. The transcript is spliced from 21 exons. Lineage: Eukaryota; Fungi; Basidiomycota; Tremellomycetes; Tremellales; Bulleribasidiaceae. Gene Ontology annotation, biological process: mRNA splicing, via spliceosome.
AUGUCUGCGCAAAAUCCAGCCGGCGAAAAUGGCGGAGGCGAGAAUGAGCAUGAUUUCUCUCAUCAUGUGGCCAUCGAGCUGUCGAGGAUGAUGAAUGCUGUCAAUCCUAAUGAUACGCUUGCCCGCCGUGUCAUCGAUAUUGCCAAGCACAACCGCACCGGAGACGCAUUCAUCAAAGCCGUAUCAACCUUCUACAAAUUCCCGGAGGAUGGGAUCCUCUCCCUGCACACUCGGAUCCUGGUGCACCAGUCCCAGGUCGCCAAGAAUGGGAACCGGAGAGGAUCGGAUGGUUCUCCGCCCCGGAUGCUCGCGCCCCGCGCCGGGAGUAGCAAGGUGAACGAGAAUGUGGACGGGAUGGACCAUGACAAGUCGGACAGGAUCGAGUCUGAGCCGUCAAGGAAGGGAGGUCUGACUCGCGCUGGCAAAGAUUCUAUUGCGUUCAAGCAGCCAACAGCGGCUCGUCCUUCCCUACUCGGUCUGGACAGACUAGCGGCAGAGAAGCAUGCUCAGGCUGCCGCGGGAUCGAUGGGUCCUCCUAGUAAGCGUGCGAGAUUGACAGCCGAGGAGGAUGAGAAUGGGGCAUCUUCGUCUGGUGGUGUAUUCAAAGUACCGACUCUACCUGUUCGCCGAGAUAACGCUCGAGUCAAGCCGGACGAAACACCAAGUCACGGUCCCGGUCUCUCUGACACCGCUCGCCAGCGCCUCGAAGCGCGUCGAAAAGAGCGAAACAUGCCCUCGUCAUCCGCCAUUACCGCUAUCCAGCCAGAAAGAGCCGACCGACAACAAGGACUGGGCGACUUCCAGUCCCGCUUGAACCGGGGCUCUGCGGCUGAGCAGCAACGGGGCGAUCGACCCAGAGAUAACGGCUGGAACAGGAAUGGGUCUGGCGGCGGGCAGGGGAAUGGGCGGGACGAGCGGGAUCGAGGUGGAAAGUCUUGGGAGAAUCCGACACCCCGAACAGCCAGAUCGGAUAGGGAUAUGGAUGGCGGAUCGAUGCGGGUGCCAAGUAAAGGCUGGGACGAGACGCCGAGGGCGGGCGGGCCGGGAGGAUGGGGCAAGACGGCAGAUCCGAGGCGCAGGGGAUGGGACCAGACGCCUUCGUCGAGAAGCGUCAGGGGCGGUGGGGAUGAGGAUGAUCUUUUGGUGAACGGGAAAGAGUGGGAAGAGGAGCAGGUCAGGCUCGAUCGGGAUUGGUAUAUCCAGGAUGACGAGGGUGCUGUAGCCGGUGAUGAAGAGCAUAAUCCUUUCUCCCAGUGGGAAGGUCUGGAACGACAGAAGGAGCAGGAGAUGCAGCAAAAGGCGGCAAAGCGGCAGACAGCCAGACAAGCGCAAUAUAACGCAGACAACGAUCUCUGGGAGAACAAUCGACUCACCACAUCCGGUGUCCAGCGGAAAGACGGUGUCGACCUAGACUUUGAGGAUGACCAAGACUCCAAAGUCCACGUCUUGGUCCACGACCUCAAACCCCCAUUCCUCGACGGAACAGUCGCCUAUACUCGGCAACUCGAGCCUAUCAAUCCGGUUCGAGAUCCCACUAGUGAUCUCGCGGUAUUCAGUAAGAAGGGAUCUGCGCUGGUCAGGGAGAGGAGGGAGAGGCAGGAGCGAGAAAAGGCCGCGGCGAAGGCGGCGAGUAUUGCGGGGACGACGUUGGGGAAUUUGAUGGGUGUCAAGGAUGAGCCGGAGCUCGGUGAAGAGGGCAAGGACGACGGUAGCAACUACAAGGCAGACUCGCAGUUCUCGUCUCAUAUGAAGAUGAACGAGGCGCAGUCCAACUUUGCCCGAACGCGGACUCUCAAGCAGCAACGAGAGUAUUUGCCCGCUUUUGCGGUUCGGGAGCAGCUCAUGGCCCAGAUCAGGGAUCAUCAGGUCUUGAUUGUCAUUGGGGAAACCGGAUCGGGCAAAACCACCCAACUCGGCCAGUUCCUGUACGAAGAGGGAUACUGCAAUAACGGAAUCAUCGGAUGUACUCAGCCUCGUCGUGUAGCGGCCAUGUCGGUCGCCAAGCGAGUCAGCGAGGAGAUGGACUGCGAGCUGGGGAGUACGGUCGGGUACGCUAUCCGGUUCGAGGACUGCACGUCCAAGGACACCAAAAUCAAGUUCAUGACUGAUGGUGUUCUUCUUCGGGAGUCGUUGAAUGAGGGCGAUCUUGAUCGGUAUAGCUGCUUGAUUCUGGAUGAGGCGCACGAGCGGUCAUUGAGUACCGAUAUCCUGAUGGGUCUAUUACGGAAGAUCCUCACCCGCCGUCGCGACCUCAAACUCAUCGUCACCUCCGCCACUAUGAACUCUGAAAAGUUUUCCAAGUUCUUUGGAAACGCCGCAACAUUCACCAUUCCCGGUCGUACCUUCCCUGUCGAGAUCUUCCACUCCAAAUCGCCCUGCGAGGACUAUGUCGAUUCGGCCAUCAAGCAGGUUCUGUCGAUCCAUCUGUCUAGUCCGCCGGGGGAUGUCCUGGUGUUUAUGACGGGCCAGGAGGAUAUUGAGGCUACCUGUAAUGUCAUCGAAGAACGCCUGGCACUUCUCGAUGAUCCAGAACCACUCUCGGUCCUACCUAUCUACUCGCAGAUGCCUGCGGAUCUGCAGGCGAAGAUCUUCUUGCCUACCGCGGAUGGAAGGAGGAAGGUUGUGGUGGCUACCAACAUCGCCGAGACCUCUUUGACCCUCGACGGUAUCCUCUACGUCGUGGAUUGCGGCUACUCGAAGCUGAAGGUGUACAAUCCGAAAGUCGGUAUGGACGCUUUGCAGAUCACGCCCAUCAGUCAAGCCAAUUGUGGGCAGCGGGCGGGUCGAGCGGGACGUACAGGGCCAGGCUUCUGCUAUCGGCUCUUCACCGAGACUGCAUACCUCAACGAGCUGUUUUCCAACAACAUACCCGAAAUCCAACGGACGAAUCUGGCAAAUACCGUCCUGCUGUUGAAAUCGCUCGGCGUUAAGAACCUGCUCGAGUUUGACUUUAUGGAUCCUCCUCCUCAGGAAAACAUUCUCAACUCUAUGUAUCAACUCUGGGUUCUCGGCGCGCUCGACAAUAUCGGCGACCUCACACCGCCCGGCAAGAAAAUGUCCGACUUUCCCAUGGAGCCGUCACUUGCGAAGAUGCUCAUCGUCGCUACCGAGUGCAAGUGCUCUUCCGAGAUGCUUACAAUCGUCUCGAUGCUGUCCGUCCCUUCGGUCUUUUAUCGGCCGAUGCAGCGCGCGGACGAGAGUGACGCGGCGAGAGAGAAGUUCUUCGUUCCUGAGAGUGAUCACUUGACGCUUUUGCAUGUCUAUACCCAGUGGAAGUCGAAUGGGUUCAGCGAUCAUUGGUGUAUGAAGCACUUCCUCCAUCCGAAGAUUAUGCGCAAGGCGCGCGAGGUCCGAGGUCAGCUCGAAGAUAUUAUGAAGCAGCAGAAGAUGGAGGUGCUUUCGGUAGGGACGGACUGGGAUAUUGUGAGAAAGUGUAUCACGGCGGGAUACUUCCACCAGGCGGCGAGAGUGAAGGGGAUUGGAGAGUACAUGAACGUCCGGACUGGGCUGCCUUGUGUUCUGCACCCGACUAGCGCGUUGUAUGGUCUAGGCUACAUGCCCGACUAUGUUGUGUACCACGAACUCGUCUUGACCUCCAAGCAGUACAUGAUGUGUGUAACCUCCGUCGACCCAUACUGGCUCGCCGAACUCGGAGGCGUCUUCUUCUCCAUCAGAGAAAAGAACUUUGAUGCCCUCGCGCGCGCAAAGGCGAAUCGGGACUUUAGUAAGCGGACAGAGCUGGAAGCGGAGAUGGCUCGACAGCGAGAAGAUAUUGAACGAGCCAAGACAAAGGCGUUACAGGCGGAGACGGUAAGCCGGACGCCGAGGAUUGGGGGUGUGGCGGCUCCGCAGACGCCUAGGUCGGCGGGGAUAGGGGCGGGCGUGAGGUCUUCGGCGACGCCUAGACGGAGGGGAGGAGGGAUCUAA